Erigeron canadensis is the source of this 2119-nucleotide messenger RNA. RefSeq names its product protein PSK SIMULATOR 1-like. Bases 175 to 1857 code for a protein of 560 amino acids. NCBI's taxonomy places the organism in Eukaryota, Viridiplantae, Streptophyta, Magnoliopsida, Asterales, Asteraceae. The transcript is spliced from 12 exons. Gene Ontology annotation, biological process: positive regulation of growth. The record is from RefSeq and is a predicted model, not a curated record.
UAUAUAUAAGUGUAAUUAACUAAUUAUAUAAGGAAAAGUGAGUCUAAGUUGUAUAAUGUUACAGUAAUAUUUUAAUAUUUAUUGUUUAAUGAAUAAAUCACUCAUAUUUUUGUAUGCGGUAAAACUGUAACAUGAUAUACUCCCUAUGACAUUAUAAUUUGUUUUGGUUAAGAUAUGGGAGCCCACUCUUCAAAGAGUUCAACGACUAAAAAGGGGUCAUCAUAUGUUAAUACUUGUUCAAAUGCAAGCACUUCUCAUGCUACGAGUGCCCAACCACAUGACUUGAAUCAAUUGGAGAUUCGAGGUGAUUCAAUCCCUUCAAGAGUUAGUAGUGUUGUCGAUUCUACUAAUAAAAGACUCCAAGCGAAACAAGAGGUGCCUUCUCUUGAAAUGAAUGUGAUUAAAUAUAGCGACAAGGAGGAUGAUUUUUAUGAUGGGAUACCCCGCUUGCCGGCUACUUUAUCCGAGAAAUCAAGAUCUAGAAGCUUCAGGGUCAGUGCACGCAAAGCUGGUAGUUUAGGGAUAGAAAAGGCUGUCGAUGUAUUGGACACUCUUGGAAGUAGUGUGACAAGUUUAAAUUCAGGGAGUGCAUUUGUCACUGGGCCAACAACAAAAGGCAAUGAACUCUUUAUUUUGUCAUUUGAGGUUGCUAAUACAAUCAUGAAAGGUUCCAACCUCAUGAAUUCCCUCUCAACUAGAAAUAUGAAUCAUUUGAAAGAAGUAGUGUUUCUUUCUGAAGGCGUGCAAAAUUUAAUAUGCAAAGAUGUGGAUGAGCUUUUGAGAACAGUUGCUGCAGAUAAAAGGAAAGAGCUGAAAGUAUUUACUUGCGAAGUCGUUCGUUUUGGAAAUAGAUGUAAAGAUCCUCAAUGGCACAAUUUGGAUGUUUAUUUUGAAAAACAGAACAGGGGACUUACCCAUCCUAAGCAAUUGAAGGCAGAUCCCCAAGUAGUGAUGCAACAAUUGCUAACUUUGGUUCAGCAUACGGCGGAGCUGUAUCGUGAGUUAUGCGUACUGGAGAAACUGGAGCAAGAUUAUCAACAAAAGCAUCAGGGAGGCAUGAAUUCAAUUUCUGCUUCAAAAGGUCCACUAGGUGUUGAGUUUGUGUAUCUUAAGCAAGAACUUAAAGCCCAAAGGAAGCAUGUAAAACUUCUAAAGAAAAAGUCACUCUGGUCCAGGAGUAUGGAAGAUGUUAUGGAAAAGCUUGUUGAUGCCGUCAUCUAUUUAAACCGACAGGUCAAAAAUGCCUUUGAAUCUGCAUAUGAUAUUGAUGUAGCAUCAGAUGGAUGCCCAAACAUGCAGUGUAAACUUGGACAUGCUGGUCUUGCAUUGCAUUAUGCUAAUAUUGUUCUUCAAAUUGACUCAAUCGUUUCUCGAAACGGCCCUAUGACUUCAUUUGCAAGGAGCAUGUUAUACCAGAGCCUCCCACCCGAUAUAGAGUUAUCUUAUCGAUCCAGAUUAGCUUCAUUUAACGUUGGAAGAGAGCUUGACAUUCCAGAUAUUAAAGCCGAAAUGGAAAAAAAGCUAUGUUGGUUUUCUCCGGUAGCCAUAAACACAGCAAAGGCUCAUCAUGGAUUUGGCUGGGUUGGUGAGUGGGCGGACACCGGUUCUGGAGCAGGGCAAAAACCAAAUGGGUUGAAUGAUAUAAAUCGGAUUGAGACAUUUAACCAUGCAGACAAACGAACAACAGAAGGUUAUAUUGUUGAACUAUUGUUGUGGCUCAACCUUUUGAUAAAAAAGUUGAGGAUUAAUGCAAAUAUAGAAGAUCACUUAAACAAGGAAUCCCCAAAAGAUUCCACUCAAGUGACUCAACAAUAUAACAAUCAAAACUUAGAGCACAAGGACACUCGUGUUGUGUAGCACAUAGAAGAAAACAAGUAAACCACUGAUGAUCUUUCGGUUGAUUUUGAAUCCCGACACGAGAUUAAAAAAGCAUCAUAUAUUAACAAUGAUGAUGUGCUACUUAAAGGUUAGUUGCAAAAUGGUCCGUGUAAAAGGACUUACUGUAUAUAUAUAACUAGAUUACUUUCGUGUAAUAAGCGAGUUAAAUAUAUUACGUUUCGUUAUAACUUAUAAUAAUAGUUGUAAUAAUAAGAUACGUUGAGAUUUGAUGAUAGCAUUA